Messenger RNA from Ceutorhynchus assimilis (cabbage seed weevil), 5313 nucleotides. The record is from the annotation of a GenBank genome assembly. Lineage: Eukaryota; Metazoa; Arthropoda; Insecta; Coleoptera; Curculionidae.
GGUUCUUCUGAAUAAGGUUCGAAAAUUGUAUGCAACUCGUUCGCGACGGUGCAACGCGUCGUCGUUCGUCGACGGGAGCCUAGCAGGCUCAAAACACUUCGCGCCAAAUCGAACUUUGGUAUAGUGAUCGGCGGGCGUACGGAAACUCCUCUCCGGGGGCCGCGCAAUAACGAUGUGACUAGUGAUUUUGUGAUUUGUGAUCGCGGUCACAAAUUCGAGCCAAAAUUUUUAUUUUUUUUUGGGUUUUUUUGAUUUUUUUUUUGGUUUCGUAAAUUUUUUUAAGGAACCACCAACGCAUCGUCAUCAUGGCCAUCAACUUUUCGGCUUCGUUUGCAGCUUGCCUGGCUGCCGGACUCAAAGUACCAAGACAGAUUAUGUACUGUAUAUCACAAGAUACAGCGGCACCGUACGUCCUGUACAAAGAUGGAAUGGACAGGGCGCAAACACAAUGGGGACCUCAGGACAUUUAUCCGCCGCCUCAGCAACAGCCGACCCCACAAGGUGCCGCCAGUCCGCCUCAUCAGGCUUUGGGACCGACGCCGGUACCACCUUUGGGGGUCGAGGCUGAUACCGUACCUACGAGGGAUCAAGUCAGUAGUCUGCCGUCCCCCGCUCCGUCACCGUAUCCAGCCACGCAAGCAGAACAAGGCCGCGACGACACGGACCCAAUACAACCGGGCGAACCUUCCACAAUGGACCUGGAACCGAGACCUGCGUCGCAACAGUGCUUUCCAACCGAUCUCCAGCAACAAACUGCGCAGCAACAAGUCGCGCAUCAGCAACAGCAAGCCUAUCAGCAAUAUGCGCGCGCACCUCCACCUGCGGCGCCGCCUCCUGCCGUACCCGGAGUCCCGCCGCACAUGCUCGGCGCCAAUUUUUCGGCGCUGCAAUAUUUGAAACAGCCAGGCAUGAUGCUUACUAGUUUGGGACCUGAUGGAGGCGGCCAAUUAGACCAGUACACUUCCAAUAUGCAAGACCUGCGCAGCGCUUCGUUGCCGGAUGUGAUACAGCAACAGCAAGCCAAUUUGAAAAAAUCGAGCAACGGAUUAAAUGGAGAAUUGAGGCUUUUUAAGUGUUUAACGUGCGGCAAAGAUUUUAAGCAAAAAAGCACUCUACUACAACACGAAAGAAUCCAUACCGACAGUAGACCGUACGGAUGUCCGGAGUGCGGCAAACGUUUCCGGCAACAAAGUCACCUGACGCAGCACCUGCGCAUCCACGCCAACGAGAAACCGUACGCGUGCGUCUAUUGCGAGCGCACCUUCCGGCAACGCGCCAUCCUCAAUCAGCAUUUGCGCAUCCACUCGGGUGAGAAGCCGUACGAAUGUCCGGAAUGCGGGAAACACUUUCGGCAGAAGGCUAUUCUCAACCAGCACGUCCGCACACACCAAGACGUCAGUCCUCAUUUGGUAUUCAAAAACGGCAUAAAUCCAACUCUCUGGCCGCAAGACGUACCUUUCCCACCUGAAGAAGGCAAAGAAGAAGUAGCCUCAACCUACGGAGACGGCGAAAACGGACCAAACGGCGACCGAAUAAACUGUUUCUCCCCAAACGGAGUCGUCGGCAAUCUCCAAUACCCCGCUUACUUCAAAGACGCCAAAGGCACGAACCAUUCGGUUUUCGGUCCGGGCACAAACUUCAACCCUCUCCAGUACCUCAAACCGGGCCAGGCGAGCGGAAAAAACGGUUUGCCCGACGUCAUACAGCACGGCCGGUCAGCCGGGAUGCCGUUGUACGUCCGUUGUCCGAUCUGUCAGAAAGAGUUCAAGCAGAAAAGUACGCUGUUGCAGCACGGCUGUAUACAUAUCGAGAGCAGGCCGUAUCCGUGUCCGGAGUGCGGCAAACGGUUCCGGCAACAAAGUCACUUGACGCAACACUUGAGGAUACACACCAACGAGAAACCGUAUGGAUGCGUUUAUUGCGGGCGCAACUUCCGGCAACGGACCAUUCUGAAUCAGCACUUACGCAUCCAUACGGGUGAGAAGCCUUACAAGUGUGCGCAGUGUGGGAAAGAUUUCAGGCAAAAAGCAAUAUUGGACCAGCACACGAGGACGCACCAAGGCGACCGACCAUUCUGUUGCCCGAUGCCCAAUUGCCGGCGAAGAUUCGCGACCGAACCGGAAGUGAAAAAGCACAUAGACAACCACAUGAACCCGCACGCGGCCAAAACCCGCCGAGACUCGACUAGUUCCGAUGGCAAACUACAUACAAACGGGUUUCCAGGUAUGUUGUCAAGAGGUCUGACGCCUACGGGCGUCGUCAAACCGGAGCUGUACUUCCCCCAAUGUUAUCCGAGUUUCAAUCCGCCGACGAGCGUCGCCCAAUUUCAAGCCGCCGUAAAUCCGGAAUUCAAAGCCGCCAACGGGUUGCCGACCCAGUGACUAACGGCCGGCUGGCAACUGGGACCUCCUUGUAUCGGAUAAAAUUGAGUUGUCAGCCUAUUAUUGUUGAAGAAAUCAAAAAAACGGAAUUCGGCUAAAAUGAUGGUAAAAAAGAUGUUUAUAAAGGACUUUUGUUUUUUGUAUAGCGAUGUAAGUUUUGUAUUUAUUUUUUAUCUGAUAGGAUUUUUUUUAUUGGGGGAGAAAAUGUUACCCCGUAAAAGGUGAAACAAAUGGUGCUGUUAUUUAAACAAAAAAAAAGGUUGGUUUUUUAGGUAUAUACAUUGAGACGUUGUACUCGAAUUUAUUUUUUUUAAGAAAUCAAAUGACGAGGGGCCAUUUUGAGAUUCCAACAAUCAAAAGUCCUAUUGACUAUAGAUUGAUAAUAAUAUAAUGACAAACGUAAAAGACAUUAGAGUGAACAGAAUUAUAUGUCGCUCAACACCUCCAGUUUAUCCCCUCAAAAUACAUUCUCCUCUAGUUAUAAAAGAAAAGUUGGAAAGUCGUUGGCGCAUUUUCAAGGACAAACGGUAUGCGUGUGUAACGAUAUGUCACAAAAGCAGUUUUGUCACGAGCGGAAGUGGAUAAUAAUCAGUCAUAGUGACAGUUUUUGAUAGUCAAUGCACAGGCGCACCUCACCUGUCUUCUUGGGUACUAACGCAGGUGCGGCCCAUGGACUUUCCAUUCUUCGAUUAUCGAUUCUUUAAGUAAAGAUUUUUUUGAGGCGUCAUACGGUAUGGUGGCAUGGUUAUGGGCAAAUGAUCUUUGGGGUUGAUAUAAUGAUUCUCAUAGAGGGUUGGACAGCAAAUAUUGUAUAUUCCAGCCAGCCAAUGCCUCCUUCUCUAUUUGACUGUAUCUCUUAUCUGUUGUCCAUAAAAAUUUGAUUCCUUUUUCCAAUAAUUUGUUUAGUGGUUGACGUAACACGUGUAUUUCUUUGAUAAAUUUUCCAUAAUAGCUUAUUGCUCCAAGAUAAGAACGUAGAGUAUUGAUAUCAUGGGGCGGUGGCUUCAGUUUUUACUGAUUUGGUUUCAACUCACCUUCACUUAAAAUAUAUCCAAAAUACUUAAUUUCUUUGACUCCAAAUUUACAAUUUUAAGUGAAAACCAAACUCUUCUAUACGCCUUAGAACAAGAUUUAAAUUUUGAAAAUGUUCUUCCUCGAUUAGCCUGAUACUAAAAUGUCGUGGUUCCUUUCAAACCUGAUAACAUGGUAUCCAUAACUUGUUGAAAAAUGGCUGGGGCAACUUUUAUACCAAAUGGCAUUCUAUAUUUUAUGUUUGUCAUUAUAUUAUCAUCAAUAACCGUCAUUUAAUUUCCUGAUAAAAAUAAAGACAAAAUUUGUCUAUAAAUAAAUAAUCUCAUCCUGUGUUUACUUGGUGGCAAUACUAAUCUGGGUACGAUUUUGUUACGUGUUUUUUUGAAACUUAUUUGUUUGUUGUUUUCCAUUUUGUCUCUUUGAAAAGUAUUUUAAAAAAAGCAAGAGAUGAAAUUUAAAAAAAAAUAAUCAUAUUAUUAAGGCCCGGUUUAUUGAUCUUCAGGUAAACUUGUUGAUGGUAAUUAUCUGCAAGAUAAAUAAUUCUAUUGGUUAGCGAGUAACUAGCCUACUAAUGGGUUUACAGAUUGCAUACCUGACAGUUUAUCAGAAGGUGAAUAAACCAGCCCUAAAAAUAAUAAAUAUUGUUGUAGUAAUUUAGGGUUACGAUAAUGUGAUCUCUCUCUUUUAAAAAAAAAUGUAAAAAUUAAAAAGAGAAUAAUAAUUAAAUUAAGGUAGAACUGUUUGACGGGUUCUAACUUAAAACAAAUUUAAAAAUGCCAAGUAACUAUAUGUGGUUUGAAACAAAUAAUGAAACUUCCAUAUUUUUACAAAUAGUACCUCUACAGAUGUUAAAAUAACAAAAAAGGGAACAACUUUUACGAGAAUUCUCAUUGCCAGUGCCUCAAACGACGUAGCUCCAAAAUCAAACCAACAAACUGAUAUUGUAGUCCAGGCGGCAAGUACUUUCUGCUGGAAAGUAUUCCGAAGUUGGUUCUGUUACUAGAAGCCCAUUGGUUAUCUAAUAGUAACCACGGAGAACCGGGAGGUGGUUCCCUCUUGCUUAUUCAAGUGAGUGUGGAGGCCAGUUAACGCCGGUUGUCGCCGGAAAUUUAAAUCACAAAAUCUCUACGACCCGUUUCUCUCAUCCUCCAGUUCAUCUGCCGCCCAGUGUUGAGCAAAGGCUCUUCAAAGAGGUGAUAGUCUAUUUUUAAUUUCAAUUCUAUUCAAAUGUUAGUUUUGAGACUUAUGGUCGUCAUUUGUGGGUAGUCUGUGGAGUAAAAUCUAAGUUUUUGACCUCGAGGACCCUGUGCUAGGCUUGGGGAAAGUCGAAAAACUACGAAAUUUUCAGUUUUUUGCUUAUAUUUCUUAAACCAUGCGUUUUUAGCGGAAUCCAUAAAGUUGAAGAACAUUAAAUUUCCUUCAAGUUUCAUUAGUCAAACGUCUCAUUUAAUGCAAUAAUAAUCGAGAUAUAGUGAUUCAAAGAUACAGACAACUUGUCAAAAAUGUCCACAAUUCAAACAGAGCAUGGGAUAAACAUAUUUUAUCCUCUCAUCUCUUUCACGUGCAUCCAUAACAGACAAUAUAUGUCUACUGUGCACCUGAAUUAUUUUCCGCGUUAGAAUUGUGGUCAGUCCUUAAGCAGGAUACACUAUAUACUAACCUCGAUUAGUCAGUUUUACAUGCAGCUUUCACAAUUCGAUUUCUUGAGGGUCUCCGUUUUUUUUUUUUGUUCAGGUACCACUUGUCAAACAAAAUUCUGUGGCCAGGGUUAUUGAAACAUACGUUGAGUGAACCAGAGAUGAUUAUGUAAUUUUCAUAGUUCUUCUCCAGGCGCCUAACGUGUGGACGAAAAUUUUCGGGUACCUUAUCAAGCAACUCUCCAAGGGAAAACUGGCACUCG